GCUCAGCGUUACGGCUGUAACGUCCACAACAAGAGCAAAGCGGAAGGUCUACAGUAGGUGAAAACAGACUUCCUACAAUCCGUCUGCCUUUAUUAAAUCGAAAUUUUAAAGCACAGUAAGCAGAGUGGCUUUUCAGGUGGCCAACCACUUCAGGGCUUCACAGCAGCAGAGCAGCGGUUGGUGGGGUGUGUGUGGGACAGGGCCAUGGAGUCACCUGAAGGGGAAGGCCGCACAUUUAUGCAGGUGAUCAGUGAGAAAUACAGCCCUGAGAAUUUCCCCUACCGCCGGGGCCCUGGCAUGGGUGUGGUUGUACCGCCUGGCCAUCAGGGAUCUCCUAUGAAGGACCGACUGAACCUGCCCAGUGUGCUGGUCCUGUAUGGCUGUGGAAUUAGCCAUGCUGGGGAUCAAGUAGAGAUUGCAGCGUUUUGUGCUCAUGUGGUUGAACUGGACUUAUCUGAUAACAAACUUCAAGACUGGCAUGAGAUCAGUAAAAUUGUUAUGAACAUUCCAAACCUGGACUUCCUGAACCUUAGCUCGAACCCGCUGAUGGACGCAGCGCUGGAGUCGGACUGCGCUAAGGCUUUAUCUAGGGUGCGCCGCCUUGUCCUCAACAACACUCGGAUUUCUUGGGACAUUGUUAACAUCUUUACAUGCGAAAUGCCCGAAUUGGAGGAACUGUUUCUGUGCCUUAAUGAGUACACCACUGUGAUGGUGUCUGCCACUCCAUGCCCUUCACUGCGUCUGCUGCACAUUACAGACAACAACCUGCAGGACUGGAACGAGGUGCGCAAGUUUGGCACCAUGUUCCCCUCUCUCGACACACUUGUCAUGGCCAACAACUACCUGAACUCCAUUCUUGACUCCGAGGACAGUCUUCGCCGACUCUUUCCUCACUUACGUAGCAUCAAUCUGCACAACUCUGGGCUUAGUCAAUGGGAAGACAUAGAGAAGUUAAAUUUCCUACCCAAGCUGCAGGAGGUGAGGUUGCAGGGCAUUCCUCUGCUGCAGACUUACACUACCACAGAGAGGCGCAGUCUCAUGAUCGCCCAGUUGCCCUCGGUGAAUUCCCUCAACGGGAGCAUUGUUACUGGGGGAGAGCGCGAGGAUGCCGAGCGUUUUUUUAUCCGUUACUAUCGGGAUCACCCUGAAGAGGAGCUGCCUCACAGCAAGGACAGUUUCAAGAACAAAAGGGAGCCACUUUUAUUUUUGUUUUUAAAGCACCUGGUCCCAAGAGGAAUCAAAAAUUAAGGUUAAGUGAGGUUUAAUAUCAUAUUUUACUUCAUUUACAUGCCAUUUCCAAAUGUUAUGAUUGUUUUUAUUGGUAAUAUUGAUAUAAAUUUGGGUGGCUGGAACGGUUUAUCUGCCUUUACUUUCCUAUAGGAAAAUGCAUUUCAAAAUUUCGCCUUCUCCGGAAUUGAUUUAGUUGUGUCGGAGUACAACUGUAAAUUACUGGACUGUCAGCUUUGUAAAGCAACUGUAGUGAAAAAUAAAUUGAAGAUCAAUAAAUGAAGAUCACUUAAAUAAAAAAAAAAAUUGGAUAGUCGAAUCCAUAGCUAUAUUUAAUAGUAAAAAUAAGUGCCUAUCCAUGCAUACAAUGCAACAAGCAUUCACAGCAUUGGGACUAAACAAGUGUGUGACAAUACGUGUUAGUGUGGCUAAUAAAAACAGUUUUAUUUCGCUGGGAACCAUAAAGAUUAGACUUUGGAGCUUUGACGCUGUGCCAAAAUGAUGGGAGAGUCAGGGUAAGAAGGGAAUUGCAUUGUAUCCAUUUUACAAGUCUCCGGAGGGAAUGUUACUGAAUAAUUAGGGGUUGCUUUAGUUGAUCUGGUCUAGGCGCAGCACUACUCACUUCCCAUUAGCAGCCGGGAGAACCACCAGCACUGUGAGCUCCUGAUUGGGUAGUGUUGAGAUGAUUGAUGUGGGAGUGCAAAUGCGCAACACCACCCACCCAUCUGCUCCUUAGACUAAGCCAGGAAUCAAACAUUGUAACUCUUUAUAUCUUUAGUUAUUAUUUUUAUUUACAUAUUUCAUAAACUGCGACAUGCUAAUAACAACAAACUGUUGAUUCUAACAUGAAAUUGUUAUAUUAUUUGUCCAUACUUGGUGCAUUCCUGUGCU
Molecule: messenger RNA, 2118 nt
Organism: Clarias gariepinus (North African catfish)
Lineage: Eukaryota; Metazoa; Chordata; Actinopteri; Siluriformes; Clariidae
Gene: tbcela
Product: tubulin folding cofactor E-like a
Exons: 9
Coding region: 205-1248 (347 amino acids)
Biological process (GO): poly(A)+ mRNA export from nucleus; protein folding
Cellular component (GO): nucleus
Molecular function (GO): RNA binding; alpha-tubulin binding
Source: RefSeq, a predicted model, not a curated record